Molecule: messenger RNA, 1128 nt
Organism: Echinococcus granulosus
Lineage: Eukaryota; Metazoa; Platyhelminthes; Cestoda; Cyclophyllidea; Taeniidae
Product: V-type proton ATPase subunit e
Exons: 8
Coding region: 1-1128 (375 amino acids)
Biological process (GO): proton transmembrane transport
Cellular component (GO): proton-transporting V-type ATPase, V0 domain
Molecular function (GO): proton-transporting ATPase activity, rotational mechanism
Source: RefSeq, a predicted model, not a curated record
AUGACACCUGGGUUCUACGUUCCGGUUGGGGUCGUUACUGGGUUUUGGGUACUGGUUGCCAUUCUUGGAUGUCUUUGUGCCCCAAAAAGUCCAAAUAAAGAGAUAUGGAGGAUUUCUUUAGUUCUGACUUCGGUUUGCUGUUACCUUUUUUGGUUGAUCUUUUUCAUUGCACAAUGGCACCCGUUUUACGGGCCGGUAGUUUCUACCAAGACUUUGCGGGUCAUGCAGAUUGAUUGGAAGGUAAAUUUCCUAAUUGAUUCCCAAAUGGUAAAGGGCCUUGUUAACUUGUACCGAUUGCUUUCACAUUCACUUGUGGUAAAUAAUUUCUUAAAUUUACAACUGUCUAACACCCAUACUUCUAAUGUAAAUCCCUUUUCUCGCAAAUAUAUUUGGCUUGAGAUUUUUUAUUUGCUGGUUUUAGUUUCAUCAGAUGACUGGAUGGCCUUCGAAAUGUUUGGAUGUAUCGAACCCGCAUUUCUGCUUGCACCCACAUUCUUGAAGUCUUGGGUGUGCUUCGCGUACCGCAUUGGAAACCUUUACAGUCGUGCAGGGUCCAUGAUGUUAAAAGGCUUAGUUUUUGGCACGAUCUUCUUGAUGAUGAUUGCUUCUACUAAGGCUUCCUGCGUCCUACAGGGAGUCUGCGGCAAAUCAACUCAGCAUGUUUGCUUUCCAGGGCAUGUUUCUACGGUGAAAAUAUCCGAUGAAGUUGCUUCUUACUGUUCAAAAUUUUCAGAAGGCAAAGAAGGAUGCUGUACAACUGAACAAAUCGAACUGGUUAAAAAGGGUUUAAAGAAAGUUGGCUUCUAUUUUGGCAAACACAGCAAGUGCUUCAAAUUGAUGAAGGAAAUGUUCUGCAAAUUCCAUUGCCGCAAAGAUCAAGAUGAAGUUAUUUAUGAUAUUGUACCGGAUUCGGAUAACUCUGCAGUGAGCAUGACUGUUGAAUUAGAGGAGGAUUUCGUCGAAGAUUUGUUCGAUGCUUGCAAAGAUAUCAAAUUUCUUUCUGUCCGGGUAGCUAAUCGAGUGUGCCUAAGAAAACCCUGUGAUGCCAAAGAGUUCAUUCGUAGUCUUGGGACCUCUAAAGAGAAUGGCGGAAGAUCUCCUAUGCAGAUAAAUUUUAAACUGGUUUAG